Polyodon spathula (Mississippi paddlefish) is the source of this 5054-nucleotide messenger RNA. RefSeq names its product potassium voltage-gated channel subfamily KQT member 5-like. The coding region runs from base 558 to 3377 and encodes 939 amino acids. The record is from RefSeq and is a predicted model, not a curated record. Gene Ontology annotation, cellular component: membrane. Gene Ontology annotation, molecular function: voltage-gated potassium channel activity. NCBI's taxonomy places the organism in Eukaryota, Metazoa, Chordata, Actinopteri, Acipenseriformes, Polyodontidae. The transcript has 16 exons. Gene Ontology annotation, biological process: transmembrane transport; potassium ion transport.
UCUGACAGCAGCACAUUGCCUUAGAAUAGAGAGGCAGAGAGAGUGAGCGGUAUGGGAAAGAGAGAUUGUAUGAGGCAAAAAAGGAGUGCAGCGGAUAAACAUUCAGAUGUUACUUCGAACAAGGACGUGUUUCAUUGAGGUUGCUGCUGCAAAACUGUUUUCUUUCCAUAUAUACACACACACACAUACAAAGAGCGCAGUCAGAGAACGAACGCCGCAGGUUAAGAAUCUAUAUGAAAAAUGAGCCUUAAUUAAAAAAAAAAAAAAAAAAAAAAAAAAAAAAAGGGAAACUGUUUUUUUCUGACAAACGGAUGAGCAAGAAAUAUUGAACAAUGUGGAUUACCGGCAAGUUUACCAGAUCUGGGAUUACUAAAACAGGCUGACGCCUAGCCUUGUGAAAAAAACAAAAAACAAAACAAAACAAAAAAAAACAAACAAACAUUGAUCGUUUUUUAAUAAAAUCAAAAGUUGAAUCUUCAUAAUUUGAUUGUGGUUAGACGGUUUAUUUGCAUGCCCUCAAAGCACAAAGCGCCAUCCCAGCCACUGCUGAUGAUGAGAUGCCCCGCAACCACAGCGGAGAUGAGGGCAGCUGUGGGCUCUGGAUGAAAAAUUCACCUGGGCACCGCGCUGAAUUGUAUUGCAUGAAGGAUGUGGAGUCUGGCCAAAGGAUGAAGAACUCGGCGCAAGCGGUGGACGGCUUGCUGCUGGCGGGUAUCCGCUCGUCGCCAUCGACCACAGGUGUAGGAGGUGGAGGAGGGCCAGAAAGUCAGAGUGGGAAGCAAGGAGCCCGCUUGAGCCUGCUUGGAAAGCCGAUCUCGUACAGCAAUAGCCAGAGCGGCAGGAGGAACGUCCGCUACCGGAGACUCCAAAACUGUCUGUACAAUGUGCUGGAGAGACCCCGGGGAUGGGCUUUCAUCUAUCACGCUUUUGUUUUUAUUCUGGUCUUUGGCUGCUUGGUUCUGUCUGUCUUUUCCACUAUCCCAGAAUACCAAGAGCUCGCCUCCCGUUGUCUUCUCAUUCUGGAAUUCGUCAUGAUCGUGGUGUUCGGCUUGGAGUACAUCAUCAGGAUCUGGUCAGCAGGCUGCUGCUGCCGGUACAGGGGAUGGCAGGGCCGGCUUCGCUUUACAAGAAAACCAUUUUGUGUCAUAGAUAUCAUUGUUCUCAUUGCCUCAGUGGCUGUGGUCUCUGCUGGGAGUCAGGGCAACAUUUUUGCGACAUCAGCACUGAGGAGCCUUCGUUUCCUGCAGAUCCUACGCAUGGUGCGUAUGGACAGGAGAGGGGGGACCUGGAAACUCCUGGGCUCUGUUGUUUACGCACACAGCAAGGAGCUAGUCACAGCUUGGUAUAUUGGAUUUCUAGUUCUCAUAUUUUCAUCAUUUCUCGUCUACCUUGUGGAAAAAGAUGUCAACUCCCAGUUUUCUACCUACGCAGACGCUCUGUGGUGGGGCACAAUUACACUGACCACGAUAGGCUAUGGUGACAAGACUCCCCACACGUGGAUGGGAAGAUUGCUGUCUGCAGGGUUUGCCCUUCUUGGGAUCUCCUUCUUUGCACUGCCUGCUGGUAUUCUGGGCUCAGGGUUUGCUUUAAAGGUUCAGGAGCAGCAUCGACAGAAACAUUUUGAAAAAAGAAGAAACCCGGCAGCCAGCUUGAUUCAGUGUGUAUGGCGUAGUUAUGCGGCUGAUGAGAACUCGGUUUCCAUUGCUACCUGGAAGCCUCAUUUGAAGGCCUUGCAUACCUGCAGCCCUACAAAGAGAGACCAAGGGGAGACUUCUGGCAGUAAGCUUUUUUGUAAUAAACAGAAGCUCUUCAGGAUGUACACGUCACGGAGACAUAGCCAGAAGUUAAGCUUUAAGGAACGGGUGCGAAUGGCCAGUCCGAGAGGCCAGAGUAUUAAGAACAGGCAGACAUCAAUAGGGGGUCGCCGGUCGCCCAGUGCUGACAUCACAGUGGAAGGCAGUCCAGCCAAGGUGCAGAAGAGCUGGAGUUUUAACGACAGAACCCGGUUCAGACCCUCCUUGAGGCUCAAGAGCCAGUCCAGAACCACACCAGAUGCUGACACCAGUCUGGGGACAGAUGAUGGAUUUGAUGAGAAAGGGUGUCACUGUGAAGUAUCAGUGGAGGAUCUCACCCCAGCUCUUAAAACUGUCAUUAGAGCCGUCAGAAUAAUGAAAUUUCAUGUUGCAAAGAGAAAAUUUAAAGAAACACUGCGGCCUUACGAUGUGAAGGAUGUGAUCGAGCAGUAUUCUGCAGGGCACCUGGACAUGCUCUGCAGAAUCAAGAGUCUUCAAAUGCGAGUUGACCAAAUUCUUGGCAAAGGACAAAUACCAGGAGAUAAGAAAACUAGAGAGAAGAUUAUGCCAGAGAGUGAGACGACUGAAGACCUAAGCAUGCUGGGACGAGUAUGUAAAGUGGAAAAACAGGUACAGUCCAUAGAAUCCAAGCUGGACUCCCUCUUGGAAAUCUACAGACAGGUUUUACGAAAAGGAUCGGCCUCAGCGCUGACCCUCGCCUCGCUGCAGAUGCCCCUGUUCGAGUUUGAGCCCACCUCUGACUACCAGAGCCCCUUGGACAGCAAAGACGUCUCCAGCUCAGCGCAGUACAGCAGCAGCGUGUCCAGAUCUGCCAGUGCCAACAUUCCCCAAGGAUUGCAACUGAUAUCGACGCCAAACGAGCUGAACAAUUCAGCGUACUAUUCUUACUCUCCAACUAUGCAUGGCUUAGCCACGCAGGUGCCAAUGAGCCAGAGUGAGGGGGCUAUACCUGUAGUGACACCCAAUAACUUGUCAAGCCAAAUGACUCAAUCUUCCAAGCCAGUCGCCCCGACGACCUUGCAGAUCCCCUCUCUGCCAUCCCUUAAGCAUAUCAACAGGCCCGUAAACAUUAUUCCAGUCACCACACAGGAGGGUGCUUCUGAUGUCACUGUCUGCCUUGUUGCUUCAACAGAUAAUGGACAGACUGCACAGACCAAUGCAAAAGAGAAGGGCUCAUGGAGAAGGCAUGUGGGCCUGGAGGGGGAAGCCUCAGUUUCAGGGCCCUCAAUGACGGACAGAGUCUUGGAGAAGUCGCUCUCUGUUCAAGACCUGAUGCAGUCCACGGAGGAGCUCCACACAAACCACUCGAGCAGUGACUCAAAUGGCUCACAAGGGAGCCAGGAGAUCUAUCCCGAUUGGAAGGACACAGAGCUGUUCAUAACAGACAAGGAGUUGGACGCAGGGACCAUGACAGAGGGCUUUGAUUUCCUCACACAGUCCACAGUGGACGCAACACUCCCCGCUGACUUUCUGAUGCCUGGAAUAGGAAGAUCAUCUCAAAGUACUGGUGGAACCGGGGACAACUCCGACUCCCUCAGCCUGCCUCAUGUCCGACUAAAAUAGCACCACACAGGAGAGUUUUCUUUGUAAACUUAGUACUUCCUUUAAUCAUACAUAUCAUUGCAUGGACUAUUCCUAAAAAAAUAAAAAAUAAAAAUGUAAUCGGACGUAAACUUGCAAGAACCUGAAAGAAUCCGAAAGGCAGUUGUAUGAGCCCAUAAUCUCCUAGCUGCAUGACAUGUGCAUGUUUAAAUUAACAGUGCAUUUAAUUACUGUAAUAUACAUACAUCAAGCCCUUUCCGUUAGCAAGAGUACAAACAGAUUUUGUGGUAAUCUUUCUAGCUAAUGCAACAGAGAUCUGCCAAAUCCUAAUGAUUGAACUUACUAAAAUGUACUGUUACUUAGCUGCAGCAGUCAUUAAAAAAAAUAGUUUAGCAUUUUACUUUCUGGUGGGAAAAACCCUACCGUUAGUGGGUAAUACAGAAUUUUAUGUUUACAAUGAAAUAUCUUAAGUACAGCUGCUAGCAAAGGUACUGAGGAAAACAGAAUAGUAUGGCUGCUACUUACAGAACACACUUUUGGUCAUUUACUCUUUGGUUGAAUGUUCAUUUCUACAUAUCCUUGGUCAGUCAGUGAGUGAUGUGUACAGCAGCACUAUCAGAACAUUCUCAAGAACAAACUUUUCAUACAAAAUGUGGAAAAACUUUUUUUCAGAGGAUUUAUUAUUAUUAUUACUAUGGUAGAAAGGAAGUUACUGCAGUCUUAAGUGUAGCUUUAAAUGCCUCAAACUGUAAGAUAAAGGACUCUGCCAAACAGUUGUAAGUUACCCUCAACUUCUUUCUUUCUUUUUUUUCAAACAUAUUCUUGGAUGUUACUCAUCAGCUGUGUGACAUGAAAGUUAAUGACAUACUGUACAAUGUAUAUAUCAUCACGUUAAUAUGUGUAUGAGAUGUCUGAAUACUGGGUAGCAGUGUACUAUAGUUUAUGUUUAAAUCAAUGCCAACAGGUGGAUCCAGAAGGCUGUCUUGAAGCACAAUUUGCUCUGAAGUGAUCUGCCAAGCAAUGCAAAAUGCAUACCAAUUUAUAACAUUCUGCCACAAGCUAUCUAUGUAUGAAAGCCAUGAUAAAGCUAAAUAAACAGAUACAAAAUGUCAGACUGCUUAAAGCUGGACAGCAAAGAACAAUAACAUUUUUCAACAUCUCAGAAACAUUAACUUAUUUGGCAUACGUUCUACAUUUCAAAUGAUAAAGGAUUCAGAUUUUUAAUGAAUGUCCACAUUUGGCUAAACUAAAACUGAAUUAUUGUAUAACAUACACCCUAUACAGAUGUAAUGAUUUGUUUCCUUUCUUUGAUCAGAUAUGCUUUAUGGUGCCUUUCUUGCAUACUGUUUGUAUUUUGUAUUCAAACUGUUACAGGUCUCCUGUAAUGGAGACUUCUAUUCUGACGAUGAUAUCAAUCAAACUGUUAUGUGUUAGAAAAUACUGUUUCCUGCUGCAGAUCUGAACACCAUGUCAGUUAAUUACACGUGAAUAUGUUUUUUUUUUUUUUUAAACUAAUUAUUUCACUGGUAAUUUAUUACACAGAACUGGCCUUAACUUACAUGCUUGAGAAUUUUAAGGUUCUGUUUUGUUUUUAACUAAUUUAUUUCAAGAAAAUAUGUGCACAUAACAGAGAUAUUCCAUAAACUCUGUAAGAAAAACAAAUGCAAAAUGACUUUUUUUCAAUAAACUUCAAUAAAC